Messenger RNA from Maudiozyma saulgeensis, 2229 nucleotides. The record is from the annotation of a GenBank genome assembly. NCBI's taxonomy places the organism in Eukaryota, Fungi, Ascomycota, Saccharomycetes, Saccharomycetales, Saccharomycetaceae.
AUGCCUGAAUCUAUCCAACUUUUAGACGCCGAUGUACUAAGAAAAUUACAAUCACAAAUUCAUGUUAUCUCCAUAGCAUCUGCGAUCAAUGAAAUUGUUCAAAAUUCCAUUGAUGCUCAAGCAACCAAUAUUGAAAUCUUACUUGAUCUCAAUACAUUAUCGUUUCAAGUUAGAGAUAACGGGAUCGGCAUAUCACCUGCGGAUAUGAUUUUGAUUUGUAAACAGCAUUAUACUUCAAAGAUUAGAUCAUCAAAGGAUCUAGCUGAUAUUAAGACCUAUGGAUUUCAUGGAAUGGCCUUAAGUUCAAUUGAUAGUAUAUCUAAACUGACAAUCAUAUCUAAAGUCAAAGAUUACAAUGGAUCAAGAAUUAAAAUGCAUGCAGGGCCAACAAAAUUUUAUUCUGAACAAAAUAUAGUAAAAGAUAUUAUUGACAACCCUGUACAUCCGUUUGAAAAAGAAAGCUCAGGUACAAUUCUGAUCGUUCGAAAUCUAAUGUAUAACUUACCAGUGAGAUCAAACAUGGCAAAAACCGAACCUCAAUAUAGAGUAUUUAAUGCCUUGCGAGAGUACGUUUUAAGAUUAUCGAUUCAUAAUCCUACAGUUUGUAUAUCUGUAAAAUAUUUGCAACAAUCCAAUAACCUAGAAAGUUUAUUUAAAUACGAGGGUUUGAAAACAUAUAAAGAGGAUAAUACUUUUAAUGUUUAUCUAAACGUAUUGCGCUCAAUAUAUGAAUCUAUAGUUCCAUAUAAUACUUUAAAAGGAGUAUCAUUGAAAUAUAAACAAUAUUCAGUUCAAGGUGUGAUAUCAAAAUCUCCGGUCAGAGUCAAACACCUUCAGUUUAUGAAUAUCAAUAGAAGAACAUAUAAUAACCCAACAUUGUUAAAAACAAUAAAUUCAUUGUUUAGAGAAUGCAAAUUUGAACCUCAAGAAAAUACGGUGAAAUAUGUUGGGAGACCGUAUAAAUUUUAUCCAAUGUUUUUGAUUGAUAUUCAGGGUCCAAAAAACAUGAACGAUCUGAUUCAGGACCCUUCUAAAUGUGUUGUCGAAGCCACAUUACAGGAUAUUAUUGAUCCAUUAAUAAUACGAACUUUUAAAUCAUUCCUCGUUACACAAGGCUACAUGACCUCUGAUACUACUUCGAAUAUUAAACCGUCAUUUGUCAACGAAUCUUUGAAUUUUGAAUCAAGUAUUAACAAAUAUAAUGCAAACAUUAUAUUAGAUUCUAAUGUAAGAGCUGGUCGAAAUGAUCGCCCUGAAAUAAAUGGAAGGUACGAAACUAUUACCCUUACGAAGUCAUUAAAAUUAAAGAAGUCCAUGAAAAUAGGAAAACCAUCUUUGAAAUAUUUAAGAAACGAUCAUUCAAACUCAUCAAUUCUCAAAAAAAUAUCUACCGCAGUAUUGGAAGUUCCGACAGAAUAUAACCUAACAGACUCAUACUGUAGUCAUAAUCUAUACUCAAACAGACAAUUCUCUAUUACUAAAAACGAUCUUUCUAAUUGUUAUGUGAUUAAUCAAGUUGAUAAGAAAUUCAUACUAAUGAAAGUUUUAACUGAUUUGGAUGACGUUAAAGCGGAAUUAUACAUACUAGAUCAACAUGCAUGCGAUGAAAGAAUCAAAUUGGAACAAUUACUUAAACAGUUUAUGUCAGAUGUUCUCUUAGAUACCUUAUAUAUACAGCCGAUCAAUGUUUUAGAAUUGGAGGUAAGUACUGUUGAAGCAAACCUAUUCAAACAUUUUGAUCUUGAAUUACGUAGGUGGGGUGUUCAUACAAGAGUUGAAAGAAAUCAAUCCAACAAAUCAUCGGAAAAGAUAACAAGUUCGGUUUUGAUUGAUUCUUUAUCAGAUGAAUUGAUAAACAAAUGUGGUAGGGAUUCAGAAUUUCUAAAAGGUAUCCUACUACAACAUAUGAACGAUCUUUCGACCACUAAAAAACUUCCUAUCUUACCAUUAGUCGAUAGAUUCAAUCAAACACAGGAUUUAUUUAAUUCGGAAAAUGUCAAAGAUUGGAGAAUGUUAUCCAAUUGUAUUCCGGCUUUUUAUUUAGAGAUAUUUAAUAGCAAAGCUUGCCGUUCUGCGAUUAUGUUCGGUGAUGAGCUAACAAAAACUGAGUGCAAUCUGUUAGUUCAAAAUCUAAGCAAAUGUCAACAACCAUUUCAGUGCGCACACGGAAGACCAUCUCUAGUGCCCGUAUCGGAGAUCGCAAAUAGUGAACAUAAAACUGAUAAAUAA